Penicillium salamii is the source of this 1029-nucleotide messenger RNA. The record is from the annotation of a GenBank genome assembly. Lineage: Eukaryota; Fungi; Ascomycota; Eurotiomycetes; Eurotiales; Aspergillaceae.
AUGUCCUACAACCAACAGAUCCUGCGCUCUGAGGUUAUCCUUGAGAAGUAUGGGAAAGCCCUUACGGGGAAAACGGGUAAUUACCCACUCAAUACAUUUAAGAGAACUGAAGCUAACCAGCUCGCACCCAUAGUACUCAUCACCGGUGUUUCCGACGAUUCCAUCGCUGGCGAGCUGGCAGUACAACUUGCAAGCGCUGAUCCGGCUCUCCUCAUCCUGACUGCUCGUGCCGAGUCAAAGGUAGUAGGAAUCGAAGAAAGGAUUCACUUAGCUAAGCCAAAUGUCAAGACCCGUUUCUUGCGCAUGGAUUUGAGCGAUUUGAGCGCCGUACGAGGAGCCGUCGAGGAACUCACUGAUGUAGCUCACAUCGACCACCUGGUCUGUGUUGCUGGAGUCAUGUUUCCACCGUACAGCAAAACCAAGGAUGGCUUUGAGAGUCAGCUGGGGGUGAAUUAUUUGGCCAACUUUGUACUUGUCAAGUUGCUUUUGCCGAAGGUUCGCGCUGCUGGCCCGUCCUCGUCCAUCGUGAUAAUGGCCUCGUCGAUGGCGAGACAAGGAAAGGUGCACUUCGAUGAUGUUCAGUUCAGCAAUGGCGAGACUUACGAUCCCAUGGUCGCAUAUGGCCAAUCUAAUGCCGCACGGGUCAUGUUUGUCAAAAGACUCGGCGAGAAGUUGAAGAACGAAAAACUUCGUGUCUUUAGCGUGGAUCCUGGUGCUGUUCAAUCCGGCCUGCAGCGACACUGCCCCCCUGGAUUCCUUGACCAGGUUGCUGAAUGGAAAAAAGCCGGGCCAAUGGUCGAUCUAGAUGGGAACACAUUUGACAUUCCUCCCUGGACCGGGACCUCCGAAGGAGCUUCCACCGUCAUCACCGCCAUGAUCGACCCAACUAUCACCGAUUAUGCUGGGUCUUACCUCAACCAGAAUGCAAUCUCCGACCACGAAUUGCACACCCACCUCAGGGAUACUGAUAAUUGGACUAAGCUCUGGAACAUGAGUGAGGAUUUGACAGGGGAGAAAUUUGCCCUGUAG